AUUUAAUAUAUUGUUUAACGAUGCAUAGACAUCGCGAAUAAUAAAUCUGGAAAUCCAUCGUGGAGUCAGUAAUGCAAUAUCUAUAUCGCGCAGGAUCGCGCAGGACUGUUCAAAAUGUUCCGUUAGAAAGCUUCCUCGGGAAAUAAUUUUUGAUACGAUGAAUCGCGAGUGCUUGGCGUUGCUGUUGACAGCGCAAUUAGCCGGAAUUUUGUGCGCUAACGAGCACGAUAUCAUUCGAGAUUACUUUACGUUUAGAAAAGUGAAGAGGAUCGUGGGGUUCUCUUGUGGUGACGUAGAAAAUGACGUUAGGCUCGCGAGAACGUUUAACGGCAUGUACACCACGUACAUUUCGAUGGUGGACGUCGUAGCUGAAUCGACCGUAGAUUUAAAAAAUUUUUUGGGCGCCGAGUAUCAUCAGCUAGGUAUCUUCGUGGAUUGCCGGUGUGACAGCGAGCGAUACGCUAAAAUAUUCACCGAUGCAACGAGACAUUCCAUGUACGACGAGAUGCACAAAUGGUUGAUUCUGGGGUCGAAUUUGACCCACAGCUUGGAAAUAUUAAACGACGAAGCGUUCAGCGUUUCGACUGACGUUGUAAUUGCUGUGCCAUCGAGAAACGAUUAUGUUCUGUACGACGUGUAUAAUCCGUGCAAGGAUCGAGGGGGUGCAACGAACGUGACAGUGUUCGGAACCUGGAACGGUGAAAACGGAUUAGAUGUUACGUUGAAUCAGCCGAAGUUUCAGAGGAGGUCGAAUCUGCACGGAAUGAGACUUAAAGUUGGAAUCUUGCAGAUCAGUUACUCGUCCGAGAACACGUCGCUCCACGAUAUGAUGAUGGAGUACAACGUGAAAUCAAAGUACGCCAGAUCAAAAUUCUUAUACGUGCUCCUGAAUCAUCUGUCGGACCUCUUCAACUUCACCAUGGACAUCAUGCAAAUAAAUGCGCGAAGAAGAUUCGAUAAUUCCGGCCCCGUUUUCGCGGCUUUUAAAAGGAAACUCGUUGACCUUUCGGCGAGCCCUGUCGCAAUGAAGAUCGAUAGAUUGAAUAACGGAGACAUAAUUGGGCCUGUGUGGCCGAUACGGUCAUGCUUUAUGUUUCGGACGAUUUCAUCCAUGAAAGUAAAGCCUGGUCAAUUUCUGCAGCCGUUGUCCCCGAAGGUGUGGUACUCGAUCCUCGGCAUGACAGCGAUCGUUACUUCGAUAUUAAUUCUUCUCAUAAGGAUGGAAGGAAUUCGCAAUUCCGUGGAGAGCUACGGUCUUUCUCUCAUACUAACGAUAGGAGCUUUGUCGCAGCAAGGUUCCGCGUUUAUCCCGUCUCGCAUCGCAGCCCGCAUCGCUUUCCUACAAAUUCUACUGUUCAGUGUAUUAAUCUUUAAUUAUUACUCGGCGAGCGUCGUGUCGAAUCGUUUGAAGAACAAAGGCGAGAAAAUGAACGACUCCUUGAUCAGCUUGAUGAAAAGCAACAUGAAACUCGCGGUGGAACCAACGCCGUACAUUCGCUCCUUCCUCGAGGUGCCAGACAAAGAAGUGAGAUACUUUUACGAGAAUCGUUGGACGAAAAUACCCGAAUACAACAGGUACUUGCCCCUAGAGGAGGGACUGAACCGUGUAGCGGAAGGAACUCUGGCUUAUCAUGCGAUGAGUGACAAUGCUUAUCCGUACAUCGAACAUCACUUCAACGACCGCAGCAUCUGCGAGCUCACGGAGGUUCAUCUGUUCCGCACGGUCCUGGCGUUUUUCGCCAGGCGCAAAAGCCCUUUCACCGAAUUUAUGAAAAUUGGAUUGACGAAGAUCCGCAACGUUGGUAUUCAAAACCGCGAAUGGAAACGAUGGUCAGCCAGAAAACCAUACUGUCCUAACAAUCUACUUAUCGCCGAACCUUUAUCGAUACAAGAAGCUGCACCGGUAUUCGUGUUCUUGUGUAUUUCCGUGGGAUUCUCGUUGCUCGUCUGCGCGACGGAGAAUCUCUUCUACAUGGUCGCGCCUACGCGGAUAUCGAGCGCCGCGACGGAAGAGAAACAUUUGAUCGACGGAAGUACACCGCCUCCGCAAAACGCUAAUCUACAGUCGCUGAAAAAAUUCACCUUGUUCAAGGAAUGGAUGGAUGCGCAAAAGAACUUAAAUCGCGAUGGUUCGUGAAGAGUUCUUUGUGAGGAUCUUUAGAAUCGUGUGGAACGUAUAUACGAUUUUUUUCUUUAAUUUUAAACGAAAGUAGAACGUCGAUUGUCUUCAGUUAUCCAAACGUAGAGUGAUUUACGUACGUAUGUAUUUAAUAUUGUUUAUUUUCACCAUCGUUAAAAGACGGCACUAAGACUAAUAAGUUGUACAAUAUCGAACGUUUAAAAAAGUGUGAAAUUGUGAGUAAUUUAGCAAAAGAAUGUAAUACUCGAAGGUAUAUAAUCGGAGGCAUUGAAUGUAAUAAUAAAACGAAAUAAAACAA
Messenger RNA from Hylaeus volcanicus, 2438 nucleotides. RefSeq names its product ionotropic receptor 75a-like. The transcript is spliced from 10 exons. The record is from RefSeq and is a predicted model, not a curated record. Bases 158 to 2137 code for a protein of 659 amino acids. Lineage: Eukaryota; Metazoa; Arthropoda; Insecta; Hymenoptera; Colletidae.